AUGGAAAAUUUUUGUGAAUUACUUAAACCUCGCGAAGAAGCGAUCCUUCAACGAUAUAUUAAUAAAUGUGUCUAUUUCUACGGUGGCUCUAUGUUUUGGAUUUACCUAAGUGCUAUUUUCAUUAUAUCUGGACCCGUUACAUUAGAUCAACCGUUUCCAACAAACGCUGAGUAUCCAUUCGAUGUUUAUCGUCAACCUUUAAAAUCUAUUAUUUUUAUACAGCAAACUAUAGCUUGCGUGCAAGGUGCUGCUCAGCUAUGUAUGAAUAUUUUUAUGGCGCUCUUAAUAUGGUUUACAUCGGCAAGACUUGAAAUACUCAUCGAAAAAUUGCAAAAAAUCACAACCAUUUCUGAAUUAAAGAAAUGUAUUCAAGAACAUCAGAAUCUAUUAAAUUAUAAUAGUCACACAAUUUUUGAUCAGCCAUUGUCAAUGAAAGUCCAAUGCGUUGGUAUAAUAUUUAGUGGAUUAUCAGUGGUAUUCAUGUAUACAUGGCCAGCAGAACAUUUGAUUCAUAUAAGUGAUGAGAUUGGACAGGCAGUCUUUGAUACAGAAUGGUAUCAACAACCAGUUGCUUUAAGGAAGACUCUACAGAUAAUUAUGUUAAGAGCUCAAAAACCAAUAAUUAUCUCAGUACCAUGUGUUAUGCCCGCAUUAUCUUUAAAAUACUAUGCAUCGUAUUUGUCGACUAUAUUUUCCUAUUUCACAACGCUACGAGUAACCAUGCAAAAUGUUUGA
Atta colombica is the source of this 735-nucleotide messenger RNA. Its product is annotated as odorant receptor 49b-like. Gene Ontology annotation, biological process: detection of chemical stimulus involved in sensory perception of smell; sensory perception of smell. NCBI's taxonomy places the organism in Eukaryota, Metazoa, Arthropoda, Insecta, Hymenoptera, Formicidae. Gene Ontology annotation, molecular function: odorant binding; olfactory receptor activity. The transcript has 5 exons. The coding region runs from base 1 to 735 and encodes 244 amino acids. The record is from RefSeq and is a predicted model, not a curated record. Gene Ontology annotation, cellular component: plasma membrane.